This is a messenger RNA of Alternaria alternata, 2074 nucleotides long. RefSeq lists its product as hypothetical. Lineage: Eukaryota; Fungi; Ascomycota; Dothideomycetes; Pleosporales; Pleosporaceae. Bases 167 to 1993 code for a protein of 608 amino acids. The transcript has 2 exons. Gene Ontology annotation, molecular function: DNA-binding transcription factor activity, RNA polymerase II-specific; zinc ion binding. Gene Ontology annotation, biological process: regulation of DNA-templated transcription. The record is from RefSeq and is a predicted model, not a curated record.
CGUCUUCGCCGUCUGUUUUUUGAAGAGACGCAUUUGGAGCCGCCGAGUAUCUUUGCUGCGAGAUAAUCUGAGCCAGCGCCUUCAUGUUCUUGCCCUAGCUAGGGACUACUCUCGCUAUGCACUCAGAAUCUGUCGUGUCAGAUCAACUUACUUCUGCAAAAGCUACAUGCCAACAUCAGAGCACUACUGUGCGGAGGAAGUCGAAGACAGGGUGUGGAACCUGCAAGAUCGUCCGAUUGGCGGUCUGUUGUUCAACGGUCUGGGCUGUCCGUGGAUCUGUGCCUAUGAACGCUUACCGACGUUGACUAGAGCCCGAAGAGUUAAGUGUGAUGAAGCAAAGCCUGUGUGCUCUCGUUGCCGAUCUACUGGUCGAACGUGCGAGGGUUACGGCUUGUGGGGAGGCGGGGGGAAUACCUACGUUGAGAGAUAUGGCGGAGCAUCUACAAACGAUACCUCACUAGUCUCAGUUCAGAAGCCUCCUACCAAAGUUCUACCCGUCGAAGAACUCAGACACCUACAACUAUACAGGAUUAGGAUCGUCCAUACAACUUCGGGUUGGUUCGCCUCGAAGUUUUGGAGCUCGAUUGUGCUGCCGGCAGCUUCGUCAGAACCUGCUGUUCUUCAUGCUGCUGUGGCGUUGAGUGCUGCGCACAGAUGCAGUUACAACCCGUCACAAGCUCCAGAUACGCGGGAGAAGUUUGUGCUCCAGCAGUAUACCAAAGCCAUCCGAUCACUACAGCCACUGUUGCAACGUGGAGACAAAGACUCCAUCACAAUUAUUUUGGUCACCUGUCAGUUGUUCACCCAACUGGAGUACCUCCGCGGAAGGUACCAGAUUGCUGAAACACACUUACGAAAUGGCUUGAAGCUUCUGAAAAACACGGCUACUGAGAAAGACCAUUCUCAUCAUGGUGUGUUGGUAAUCAGACCGGCUUCACACGGGAAAAUCGUAGAUCGAAGUAUCGUACGCAGCUUUGCGACUCUGCAUAUGCAGAGCAGCCUGUUCGGUUCCAGUCUAGAGGACGUCGAUCUAUUCCUGCAACCGAUUGGAAACGAUAUGCCGUAUCCUGCUUUCACAAGUGUCGAAGAAGCGAAGGACACUCUGGACGUGCUGUUGCAUCGCAUAGCUUUGAUCAAACAACGAUAUCAAAAAUCAGGAGCUGGAACUGAAGAUGAUGUUGCUGCGGUGACAUCGGUACAAGAUGAAAUCACAAGCCAUCUUGCGACUUGGUACGAAAUCUACAAGCGUACGAUUUGUAGGAUCGACAAGAUACUCCUAGCUGCCGGAAAGAGACCCAACGACCCGCUAUCGUUCGGCGCAAAGACACCACCAACCAAGCUCCCAACAGAUCGCGAGCCAUCAGUAUUCAAAUCAUUGCUUAUGCAUCACGCUAUGGCGAGCGUCAUGUGCGGUUGUUUGCGUUCUUACUCCGGACAGCAGUAUGAAGCGUAUACCGAUAUGUUUCUCAUGAUAGUUAUGCACGCUAUACACAUCUUUGAAGAAUACUCUCUAGCUCGAUCCAUCCCGGAUAAUGUCAAUCUCCACGAUUCUAUUGGCGAGUUUGGCUUUAUAGCGCCGUUGUACUUCACGGCUAUCAAGUGUCGACACCAUCGUAUCCGUUUUCACGCUAUACGGCUGCUGCGUGUAAUUCCACUGAAAGAGGCGACAUGGGAUUCUUUCACGGCAGCUAAUAUUGCCGAAACGGUUAUGAAGCUUGAAGAGAAGGGUGUUUAUUAUGUCAGAAACGCUGAUAAUGACUUCUCUCUGAACGACGUACCCGUCCUGGGAGAUGCUUCUGAUUGGCCUUUGCUGCCGGAACAUAGCAUGUUCCACGACGUGGAGGUAACGACACGAGAAGACCUUGCGAACGAAGUGGUCGCCACUUGCAAAAGAAGGCGUCUGGAUGGGAGUCCAGAAGUCAUCACCUUCCACGCCAACAACAAGCCCGCACCUGUUCCGGACAAUAAAAGAUCAUGCCAUCAAUACCCAUGACCAGCAGGACUCAUUUAGGUAAAAUGGGAACGACGAAAUUCUCACACUGCCUAGUUCAAAUUUAGUCGUUCAUAAACCGCC